AUGAAUCUCCCUUUUCAAGCCAAUUUGACUAAUGACAUUCGACCAUACGUCUUUUUGCCGAAAUACCGAAUUCUUGUGUGUACAAAAUGUGGUUUUGGCCGACAUCGCGACCUAUCGCCCAAGGAUCGUCGCACACUAGUUGAGGCGAUACAUCAGAUCCCCAAUUAUCCGGACCGUUCUAGCGGCCCGAUUCCUUACCUUGCCGCGCCAAUAUUGGACGGAUUGAAAUGCCGGGCUUGUGGGUUUAUCGUCCGCCAGAUCCAGAAGAUGCAGGAGCAUUGCACUUCUACACAUCACUGGAAAAACCCGAGGGGCAAAGGAAGACCCCAGACUGGAAGUUCUUUACCCGCUCCUAAAUUGCCUUGGAACCAGAACGUUCCAUGCCAGCGGUUCUUCCCUUCGAGGACAGGCAGCAGAUGGUUCGAAGUGAACUUGAAGACGAGUGGUCAGAGGAAGGUGCAAGCUGUCACCCGAUCGUCUUCAACUCACAUAUCAGCAGAAGCUACGACCUUAUCCCCGGAAGCUGAAAGUCACCUGAGGGAAGUUAUAGGAAGAGAGCAGAAGUACCAGGAUGCGAUAAACAACCCUCGUGUUUAUGGAAAAGCUGUUAGUAGCGAUUCGUUCGCGGCGACAGACUUGUGGAUCGAAAGAACACGAUGGCCUGCAACGUACAAAGGUGCUCGGCGGGAUAUUCUAAGAGCCAUGACCCGAUUGCCCUGCCGUGGCCCAUUCAUCUCAGAUUGCUUCCUAAUGGGUCCAGGCACUUGUGAGGGCGACCCGGAUAUUGUCAGUCCCCGUGAGGAUGAACAAAAAAUUUCGUGCAUCAUUGGCGCAUUAGAUCGAGUGUUAGAUCGGUGCGAAAACACAGUUCGUCACACCAGUCAUACCAUCCUCUGCUGGCUGCUCAGUGGCCGACUCGAAUAUUGCAGACAGAAGCCAUUCACCCUAGUAGCGGAGCGGAGCAGCACGCUAAAGUACAGACGUCUCGAGAAACGCCUCUUGAGUUUUGUCCUUCGCGCUUUUAGAAUGGCGAAUUCUACCAGAGAAAUGCAGGCCGACAUCAAGAUCAGUGCAGAGCUUUUGCGGCAGCUGAAGGGCAUUUGGGAGCAUGAACUAUGGAGUCUGGUUGAUGUAUCCAGGGGAUAUUUGCCCCAGCUUCAUAAUGUCCGCGAUGGUAUCAGAAGAGACAGUGAGGUGUUCGUUUGUUCUGAGCUCGAGCGGCGUCAAACCCUGGAUCAUUUGGACGGCGAAAUGAUGCUAAAUGAUGAAGUGGAAAGCGAUGAAGAUGAGGAAUCUUGUGAUGAAGAAGACGAAGACGAAGACGAAGACGAAGACGAAGAUGAAGAUGAAGACGAAAAUGAAGAUGAAGACGAAAAUGAAGGCUACGAAGAUGAAAUGAGCGGGGACGAUGACCCGAGGAAAAGUGACAGCGAUUUUGAAGAUUCCGGAUACCCAAGUGGAUGUCCAUACCCGGACCUGGGGGAGAAUGUCGCAGACGAGGUCCUUGACGAUUUCCUAGAGCGUCUAUUUCAACUUUGCUGCACGCUGUGUACGGAAACAUACAUUGAUGGCCAGCCCGGUUCUACUGUGUUGGUUUACUUCAGUGGUAUCCUCGGUUUCUCCCCCGAUUGUCGGAAAUUCCUACUCGCACGACAAUACUGUUCACAACUAUCCGGGCUCAUAUAUAUUCAACGUCUAUUGCUUCUGGAGCAUGCACUGCCAUUGAAUCCCUAUCCCCGCAUUAGAAUUCAGCGACGAUCACAUACGAACCAGCUGGAACAGCUGAACACAACGCGUUGCAAAUACAUGAUCAUCGGCUCACAAUCUCCACUUGGGGAGCUUCAAAGCCUCCGAGACUUUGGUCGCACGAUUGCACGCACGGAAACCCCGCCAUUCUUAUUGCGAUGGAGCGAAGAUGGAGAAACGGUGUCUUGUGGAGACCUGAGGUUGACAAUGGAGAGAUUCCGCAAGCUUGCAGAUCACUUUAUUACUCGUGCAGAAGAAGUGAGCUCUAGGCUUAUGUUCGGACUCCAACCCGAAUUCGACUUGUCAAGAGUUAAAGACGACAUGACCAAUUCACAAUGCGGGUACUCGUUUGUCCAGAACCCAGACAAUGGCCUUGAUAAAGCAUAUCUAGAGUUAUUGGUCCGGGCUCAUACCUCUCGCGCUGGCGGACUGGCGAGGCAUGGCCAGUGGAGCUGGAAUGCCGUGAUUGAGUAUCUCAAAGAGGUGAAUGGAUUGCAGGAGAUGCUUGCAGGCGGACUGUUCACGGCAUGCGGCCAGACGCCACGGGUACGUGAGCUCUUCAGUCUCGAAUGCGAAAACGGGCCCUCGACAAGUUGUGGUUUUUCCAUCUGGGAACGGUCCCUAGAGUUUUAUGUUGUGCGAUUUUUGCCUGUAAGGCUAGCCCGCCUUAUGUACCACUAUCUUGUCUAUAUUCGCCGGUUUGCAAAAUUACUUCAGCGAGAACGUUAUGGGGCUUCGGAAGCUUGCCAGCCGAGCCCGUAUGAGAGGCUCCUCUUCUGCUCGGGUGGAAGACCAUGGAAAACAUCUCGUCUUAGGGAGAUACUCGGAAAAGCCACUCUGGAAGUCUGGCAACAUAAAGUUAACGCUCGGCAAUAUCGACAAAUUGCUAUAGGGAUAACUGAAAAGCACGUCCGAGAGAUACAUUCUCCAAUCAACAGGUACGACGAUCGCAGUGCGCAUGCCGAUUUGAAUGUUGUCUUUGCUUGGCAGAGUGGGCAUAGACCAUUGCAACGAGGAAUCACAUAUGGUCUUGAUGGAGCUUUUCCGACCCGGCUCCAACCGGCACUAUUGCGUGCUUACGAAUGGGCUUCAACCCGGUGGCAUGAAUUCCUACAUCAACCCAGCAAAAACUUGCCUGCACCGUGCGAGAAGCCAUCUCCAACAUGUGGUCGAUCUGCAGCUACAAGUAAACUCAAACGAGAUAUCAGCCAUAUUCUCCAGCCGAGGCAUUCCAUCGAACAAGAACCUUCACCUAAGCGAAAGAAAAUUCAAGCCACGAGCAAUGCUUCGAUCAAAGCAGCUCCGGGAUCGGCUGCAUCACAAAUCGUUUCGGCAAGGAGUGGUGAGAUAGCACCACGCCAGGUAAACGGCGAAGUUACCUCCAGAAACAAUACGGAACACUCUAGCCAAGAGCCUUCACUGCGGCUCGAAAAUCUGCUUUGCAUAUUGCAUCGAUAUGUCAGGCCAGGCAAGGGUGUAGAAUCCCAUUUCCGGAAGAACCAUCGUUGGAAGGGUGAUGUACUCAAACGUGUUUCAUCGUUCUGUCGCACUUAUGGAAGCCGACCAAUCAUUGAGCUGCCUACGUACACCGGGUAUAGCUGCAAGAUUUGCCGGUAUUUAACAAUCAACCGCCAUAACAUACUUCAUCACUGCAGCCAACUGCACAAUAGGACUGAAAGCAACAGUGAUCGAGGCUGGGGCGUUGUUUCAUUGCAGACAUUCGCAAAAGUAAUGGGACAGCACAAGCUUCAGGGAAAGCAGCUGGAGCAGGUACUGGGAUUCGUCGCAUCGCAGGCAGAGAAGCAUACGCUCAACGACCCGCACACAGCCGAGCUCCCCAGCGACUACAGUCUCCCCAUCGAAGGGCUCCCACUUCUGGGAGGGUUUAGGUGCACGGAACCCCGGUGCCGGUUUUUGACAAUAAACAAGAACAACAUGCUUGCGCAUCCGGCUGAGGCUGGCCACCAACUACGAAAAGGUGAUGGCAGGGCAGGCUGGGAGCCGGCGACUCUGCAGACGUUCUGCCGGGGCCGAUAUGCACGGUACUGGAUUGUGGAUGACAGCAGCAGCAGCAGCAGUGAAAACAGUAACAGCAGCAACAGCGGCAGCACGGCAGCAUCGACGCCACAGAGCCAAUUGACACGACAAGGCCACGGCACCGGCCGCGGGGCGGUAUUGCAGAUGGUCCAGGGUUGCGAGGCAGAGAUCAAAAGGGAAGCGGACGAGCGCCGAAGGCUCGCCGAAGAUGAAGCGGUCAAAGCCAUAGACAGGGAGUCAAGAUGGGUCGGGUUUAUGAAAUGGUCUACGCACCUCCCCAAGAAGGCCCGGCCAAUGCUUCUGAAGGCAGGGCAGCCACCCGUAUCCAAGGCGGCCGAGGCGCGGCUAUGGAGCGAGGAGGAGGCUAAGGCAAACCGGCGGCUGCGGCAGCUCUCAGCAAGCUUCGCUCGAGUUAUGGCUAUGUGCCGAAAGCGGCUGGAUAAGCGUUAUCUAUGCUACUGUGUGAGGGUCUGGGCGCUUGGGCGCAAGAAGGCUAAGAAGGAGCAUAAAGUACAGUUUACAAACGUGCAGUGGGAUGCUCUUGGCGAAGUCGUGCAGAGGUUGGAUGUUGUGGCUGCGGCGGCUGAGAGGGACGGCGAGAAGAUGGCAGAAAAGGAACUAGAAGAAGAGGAGGACCCGGACCGGAAGGAGCUUGACAAAGCCGUCUUCGACUUUUGCAUCUGCUCACUCAAGCAGAAGCUGGGUCACAAGAGCUACGACAACCCGCUGUUGCAUUUUACCGCCGUUCUCGGCAUCGAUCGGGCAGGCGAGGGCUGGAUCCCGUCACACUCAUACACUCGAUUUCUAGCCGGCUUCUUGUGGUGCGGCCGGGUCUUGAUGCUGGAAUACUUCUUUGAGAAUGAUUAG
This is a messenger RNA of Ilyonectria robusta, 4650 nucleotides long. RefSeq lists its product as uncharacterized. The record is from RefSeq and is a predicted model, not a curated record. The coding region runs from base 1 to 4650 and encodes 1549 amino acids. NCBI's taxonomy places the organism in Eukaryota, Fungi, Ascomycota, Sordariomycetes, Hypocreales, Nectriaceae. The transcript is spliced from 8 exons.